CUUUGGGGGGGGGGAGGGAGGGGGUUAAAUACAUCCAGCGCUCAUCUGAAGCAGCGGAGGAGCCGCUGUGGGAGGAGCUGAGCCGCGGGAGGAGCCCCGCACCGCGUGGCCGCACCGGGGGCGGUGCUCGGCUCUUCCCGGGCGCUGCCCCGCCUUCUAUGUAAGCGUGACCGCUAUUGGUCGGCGGGGCGGUGGCCGCCCGUCACGACGCCUCCCAUUGGCUGCGUCUUUGCAGCGCUUCACGCGUUCGGCUCCCCCUUUUGUUGUGGGGCGGGCGGCGAUGCGGGGUCCGGGCUGAGCGCGGCGUGCGGCGGAGGGGAGCAGCGCCAUGUCCCUGGGCGCGCCCAGCAGCAGCGACGCCUGUCUGAGCAUCGUGCACAGCCUGAUGUGCCACCGGCAGGGCGGGGAGAACGAGAGCUUCGCCAAGAGGGCCAUCGAAAGCCUGGUCAAGAAGCUGAAGGAGAAGAAGGACGAGCUCGAUUCGCUCAUCGCUGCCAUCACCACCAACGGCGCCCACCCCAGUAAGUGCGUCACCAUCCAGCGCACCUUGGACGGGCGGCUCCAGGUGGCCGGCAGGAAGGGGUUCCCCCACGUCAUCUACGCCCGGCUCUGGCGCUGGCCCGACCUGCACAAAAACGAACUGAAGCACUCCAAGUUCUGCCGGUUCGCCUUCGACCUCAAAUACGACAGCGUCUGCGUCAACCCUUACCACUACGAGCGCGUGGUGGCCCCGGCCAUCGGUCUGAGCAUCCCCACCGCAGGUGAGACCCGGGUGUUCGAUUUGCGGCAGUGCCAUCGGCAGAUGCAGCAGCAAGCAGCCACAGCACGCGCUGCUGCCGCAACCCAAGCGGCCGCCGUGGCUGGAAGCAUCCCGGGACCCGGGGCGGUGGGAGGCAUCGCUCCGGCUGUGGGGCUGUCGGCGGCCGCCGGGAUCGGCGUGGAUGAUCUGCGGCGGCUGUGCAUCCUGCGGCUGAGCUUCGUGAAGGGUUGGGGGCCGGAUUAUCCGCGGCAGAGCAUCAAAAACACGCCGUGCUGGAUCGAGGUGCAGCUGCACCGCGCGAUGCAGCUCCUGGAUGAGGUUCUGCACGCCAUGCCGGCUGCUGAGCCCGCAGCGCUGCGCUGAGUGCGUUAUGGGGGGAGGGGAGGGAAAAAAGUGGGGGGG
Phasianus colchicus (ring-necked pheasant) is the source of this 1162-nucleotide messenger RNA. The record is from RefSeq and is a predicted model, not a curated record. NCBI's taxonomy places the organism in Eukaryota, Metazoa, Chordata, Aves, Galliformes, Phasianidae.